Molecule: messenger RNA, 1446 nt
Organism: Magnolia sinica
Lineage: Eukaryota; Viridiplantae; Streptophyta; Magnoliopsida; Magnoliales; Magnoliaceae
Product: probable sugar phosphate/phosphate translocator At5g25400
Exons: 1
Coding region: 106-1164 (352 amino acids)
Cellular component (GO): endosome; Golgi apparatus; trans-Golgi network
Molecular function (GO): antiporter activity
Source: RefSeq, a predicted model, not a curated record
CCAAAAGGUUGUGUCGGAAGCCACCCCUCCAAAAUCCAAACCACAGAGAAAAACCUCUCCUCCUUAACCUACGCCCACUCUCCCUCUUAUCCUACACCCCCCACAAUGGGAAAAGGCGCCUCCUCUUCCAUCAACCCCACCAUCCUGAAGAAGAUCCUGCUAUCAUACGCGUACGUGGGCAUAUGGAUCUUCCUAUCAUUCUCGGUGAUCGUGUACAACAAAUACAUCCUCGACCCUAAGAUGUACGACUGGCCCUUUCCCAUCUCCCUCACCAUGAUCCACAUGCUUUUCUGCUCGUCCCUUGCCUUCCUACUCGUUCACGCCUUCCACUUCGUUGACCUCCCUUCUUCCAUGACCCGCGAGGUCUACCUUAAUUCAGUAGUCCCCAUUGGAGCUCUCUACUCCCUCUCUCUCUGGUUCUCUAACUCUGCCUACAUUUACCUCUCUGUCUCCUUCAUCCAGAUGCUCAAAGCCCUAAUGCCUGUCGCUGUCUACUCCAUCUCCGUCCUCUUCAGGAAGGAGUCCUUCAGAUCCGACACCAUGGCCAACAUGCUCUCCAUCUCCUUCGGUGUCGCUAUCGCCGCCUAUGGCGAGGCCCGCUUCGACUCCUGGGGUGUUGCCCUCCAGCUUGGCGCCGUCGCGUUUGAGGCCACCCGGCUUGUGCUUAUCCAGAUCCUGCUCACCUCCAAGGGCAUCAGCCUCAAUCCGAUCACGUCACUGUACUACGUUGCACCCUGCUGUUUGGCAUUCCUCUUCGUGCCGUGGGUGCUCGUUGAAUUCCCUGUUCUCAGGGAGACUUCGAGCUUCAGAUUGGAUUUUGUUAUCUUCGGGACAAACUCUCUGUGUGCGUUUGCACUGAAUUUGGGAGUUUUUCUGUUGAUCGGGAAGACGUCAGCGCUCACGAUGAAUGUGGCUGGGGUCGUGAAGGAUUGGCUGUUGAUUGCGUUCUCGUGGUCAGUGAUCAGGGAUAUGGUCACGACGCUGAAUUUGAUCGGGUACGGGCUCGCAUUCUUGGGGGUCGCAUAUUACAACCAUUCGAAGCUGCAGGCAAUGAAGGCGAAGGAGGCUCAGAAGAAGAGCACACAGGCGGAUGAGGAGGAGGGUGGGUUGUUGGAGGACAGGGAAGGGGAGGGGAUUGGGAGGAAGAGCGAUUCACAGGCUUGAUAGCUGGCCACACUUGAGGAAAAAAAAGUUCUUUGUUGGUCUAUUGUGGAGGAAAAUCAAGAUUCUAGGGUUGGGUUUUUCAUGGAGGGAACUGGGUUUUGCUCCAUUGGUUGGAUUUGGUGGUGCAUUUCAAUGGUGGAUUGUGGAGUUGCGUUUUCAAUAUGGGCAUGUUUUUAGUUACAUGUUUUUUUUUUUUUGGUUCACGUUAGUGAAUUGGGGGAUUGACCUUUCCUUUGAGGAAAUCUAAAUGGCUAUUUAUUUAUCUGUUGCAUUGCUUUGCUA